AUGGCAAGCCAAAGAGUGCCUGCGGCUGUGGCGUCGUUGCAGAAGGAGGUGGCUGAGCUGGAAAGGGCGGCAGACCGGAAGAGGGCCGAGCUGGCGGCCCUGCGGGAGCGGUUGGGCUUGCCUGCCCGGGUCAACACCCGGCGGGCCCUGCAGCGGUGGAUGAAGGAGCGAUCGAUGGUGCCGUUGAUUGUAGGCACGUCGGAGACUGGCUCACGGGAUACCCGAUCGGGUAUGAUGCGGAUGACCGCCCUGUUGCAGGCCAAAGCCGUUCUCCAUACCUCGGUGGAUCUCUCCAUCGUCGCCGACGAUGUCAAGCGGAUGUUGUUCGACGUCGCAGGCGGCGAGUACAAGCUUCCGUUGCUGUUUCAUCGCGGCGCGCUCAUCGGAAACAUGGAGCAGGUACAAGAGAUGGAGGAUUGUGGAUCGCUCGACGCCGCCCUCGCCCAGCCGGCCAUGUACGAGCGCUCGCCGCGGAAGACUUUGCCGGACCCAGCCCAGGCUCCGACGGGCACCGAGGGCGUCGCGGCGCGAGUCGUGGCGUGGGACCAUACGAUGGUGGAGGAAGCUGUCAACGCUGAGCACAAGGAGCCGAUGGACGUGGUGUACGAUACCGGAAUGGCGGUGCUGGACUCAUUGCGAGCCCUAGUCGAGACCGGGCGCAACGCCGAUGGCUCGUUGACCGCUUUCCUCAAGGCAUCGACGACGCUUCGUGAUGGUGUUCUCGACCUCGCCGAGGUCAUUGUCACCAUGCUCCAGCCCGAGCUUGCGGCGACCAAGAGCGUCGUUGGCGAUGCGGCCGACGACGAGUAUGUGUACGAGUACGAAGACGUCGAGAGCGAUGGCGAGGACAGCGAUAGUGAUGGCGGCAACGCGAGCGAAGCGAACAGUGGCGACGGCGGUGGCGGCAACGAGACUGGCUCGACCGCCGAGUACGAUGCCGAGAAGAAGCUCAUCGCUGGGGUGUAUGCCGAGGUGCGGGCGUCGGGCCAGAAAAUCCUGGUCGCGUCGCACAAGACGCUCAAUCGCGACCCGGCGGUGAUGGAGGCUGCCUUUGUGGCGCAGCGGACGGCCAUCCGCGAGCUGGUUAUCGCGCUGGCGCGGCUGUUCAUGGAGCAUCCGAACGGAGCGCCGCAGCACGCGGCUCAGCUUCAGGCCAAGGGCGCGUCGAUCUCGCGGCUCUCGCUGGAGCGGCUAAUGACGCGCAAGGCCGAGAGUGCGGGCGAUGCCGGCGACGCCAAUCUGGAGCCGGUUGACGACCAGGACUCGAUCGACCGCGCCGUGCUCUUUGCCAAGUCGAAGCGGCGCGGCCGGCGCGGCUCGUUUGCGGCCAAGCAGCUUGCCCGUAAGGUCUCGCGGGCACAAGAGCGCGAGCUGCGCAAGACAGCGCAGGCGGCCGAGGCUGCGGCCGAGGCUGCGGCCGAUGCGUCGGGCGUCGCGUCGGCCGGCUCGUCGUUCUCUGCCGGCUCGUCGUUCUCGUCGAACCGCGGCAAGGCCGAGCUGGGGGCGGCGUCCAAGAUUCUGGAGGCGCGGCGGGCGGCGCGGCAGAAGCGGCGCGAACAGCGGCUAUCCAAGUCGGGCCGCGAGUCGCCGGCAAGCUCGCCGGGCGUCGAUCCAUUGCAGGUCAAGGCCGAGACCGUUUCCUCGCUCCUGGAUCCGGAGGCGCGCCGCAAGCGGGUCGAAGAGCGCCGGCGGCGGUCGUCUGCCGCGCGCGAGGACGCGCCAGGUGCGUCUGAUUUGCAGGGGCGUCCAUGAGCCGACGACGGGAUGGGCAGGUGAGGGUCGCCGGGUGAGCAAAAAGGUUGAAGUCCCU
Molecule: messenger RNA, 1810 nt
Organism: Thecamonas trahens ATCC 50062
Lineage: Eukaryota; Apusomonadida; Apusomonadidae
Exons: 1
Coding region: 1-1752 (583 amino acids)
Source: RefSeq, a predicted model, not a curated record